Molecule: messenger RNA, 3293 nt
Organism: Cydia splendana
Lineage: Eukaryota; Metazoa; Arthropoda; Insecta; Lepidoptera; Tortricidae
Gene: PIG-Z
Product: GPI mannosyltransferase 4
Exons: 3
Coding region: 87-2063 (658 amino acids)
Biological process (GO): GPI anchor biosynthetic process
Cellular component (GO): endoplasmic reticulum membrane
Molecular function (GO): alpha-1,2-mannosyltransferase activity
Source: RefSeq, a predicted model, not a curated record
AACAUGGCUUGUUCGCGGUCGUAAAUCUCGAUUUUAAAUCACAAAAAACAAACUAUUGUGUUGUGAUACUAAUUAAUUAAUUUAAAAUGUUUCUAAAAACUAAAAUUUUAAAAGCUAUUCCAUUUAAAAAUCCGGUGAGGUUGCCUCUCACGUACUGGAUAUUGGUAUUUAUUCGUUUCGCCCUUACAGUCGCUCCUCAAUUAGGAUAUUUACAUCCCGAUGAGUUUUUCCAGAAUGUGGAGGUCAUGGCAGGAGAUAUAUUCAACAUCGACGUCGCAAAAACUUGGGAGUUCAACCCAAAAUUUCCGAUCAGAAACAUUUUAGUACCAAAAAUGACCCUAGGCCCACCAUUGCACUUCAUUCGCAUACUCAACCCUUACACUAAAUAUUAUUUGGGUAUAAACUUACGAACACCUUACUAUUUACUUGUUAUCCCCCGUCUGUUUGUUUGUCUACUGUCAUUUGUUAAUGAUUACAGUUUAUAUAGAAUAUGUGUCUUAUACGGUCAAAAUUUUAGAAAUAGACUGGUUAUAUUUGCAAGUUCAUAUAUUGUACUUGUUUAUUGUUGUAGAAGCUUUUCAAAUACUUUUGAAAUGGCAUUUUUUUCUGUUCUACUCCUUUUGGUCGCUGAAUGUAUGUUGAAAUCUGAUAAAGUAAUAUAUCAUGAUGAGUUUUUAAGAGAGAAAUAUGAUAAGGCAUCAACUCCAGUUGAGAAAGUUAAACUAUUUAAGCUGAAAAUGCAUUUACCGGAGCAUUCCUUGAAUCAUGUGUUUAUUUUAGCCACUCUGGUGGUUAUAGGGAUAUUUAAUCGUCCAACAUUUGUGGGGUUUGCAUUUCCGCCUAUAUUCUUCUGGCUGCAUCGUGGCUUGGGGUCUAAAGUUGUUGGGUUCAAAGACUUUCAUGUUCGUAUAAUCACGUUUAUCCUUUGUGGAGUACCAACGGCUCUGCUUCUCAUACUAGUGGACUCUGGUUACUAUGGUUACUUGACAAUGGCUGAUGUGGAGUCUAUGAAGUGGACGUGGGAUAACUGGGUGGUGACACCGCUGAACUUCCUGCGGUACAACUUGGACAUGAAGAACCUGACGCAGCAUGGGCUGCAUCCCCGCUGGCUGCACCUGGCGGUCAACGUGCCACUGCUGUUUAGUGUGCUGGCGGGGAUGGCUUUCAUCACACUGUCAACUAACACAUACAGGUUCAUCCGUGGCCACUACAGGAAACUGCCCAGGAUCCAAAGCAUCACCGGCUUGAUGCUGUUUUCCCUGGUGAUCCCCGUGGCGCUGCUUUCCCUCUUCCCUCACCAGGAGGCACGCUUCAUCAUCCCCGGACUAGUACCUCUUGUUUACCUCUACGGGAACAGGUUACAUCCAAACGAAUCCGACCUACCCAAUCACAGGAAACUUAAAAAAUUACUCCUUUUUACUUGGUUCAUACUAAAUGCCGGCCUCACUCUUUUUUAUGGCUUUAUACACCAAGGCGGCAUCUAUUCCUUCGCUAAUAGGCUACACAGAGAAAUCAAAGGCACGUACGGUACACACACAUACGUCAUAAGCACGCAUAGUUACAGCAUACCCUCGUAUUUGCUACAAUUAGAAAGUACGACGAAAGUAUAUAAAGACAGGCAUACUGGCCACAAAUAUAGGCUCACUCCAACGACCUUUCUAUACAAAUAUGGCUCUAUGCCUAUGGACGAACUCUUUACGAAAGUAGACGACGUUCUUACAAACGCCGAAAUGCUUUUACAUGAAUAUAAGAAGCAAUACAGAUUCUACGUGGCCACUCCAUGCUCUUUAGAGCUAGAAGUAGAAGAAGCAGCCAAGAAAUAUUAUUACUUUAAGUUGGUGGACGACUUUAGGUACUAUCCCCAUUUUUGUACAGAAGCGGUGCCUAAAUUCCCAAGUGACCACGACCAACUCUGCGUGGAAAGAAAUCUCUUGAAGAAUGAAUCUCGAGCUGUAGAUCUGAAUAUGUUCCAGAGAAUCUCUUGUUAUUUUAAAAAGUUUUGUCUUAAGAUUUAUAGAGUUAAUACAGUUAGUAAAUAUGAUAUUGAUAAGAUUGACAAGUAAUGUUAUUAUAUAUUCUCUUUUCUUUGUCAAUAAUUUGAGAUUACGUUAUUACCUUAUAUUAGAUAGGUUAUAUAAAAUACAUCACAUCAACAAAAGAUUAUACUGUAAAAUUCUACUUGUUUAGACUACUUUUAUAUAUUUAAAUGGCGUUAUUAUACUUAUUAUUGAUUUAAGAUAUUUUAGUGUGAUACAGUAAUCUUCAUCACACAUUCACAGUGUCGACUACACUUUUAGCUAAUAAUUUUAAACCUUAUUACAAAGAUCUAUAUAGAUGUUUAAUCUUUUGAAUUCUCUCUAUAGAGGGCGGCGCGUCAUUAAGUCAUUAUGAACCUUGCCGGAAUGCACGAAGUUUGAUAUUGGGCUGUAGCCACGCGCGCGCCAGUUGACGUCUUAAGCAAGGGGUAAAAAGAGUGUCGUGUAGGGAUACUGUUAAUAUACAUAUUGUAUAGUACGAAUUUUCUCAAAUGAUUUUAAACAAAAGCCAUUGUUUCUUUUGUGUGAGCGGUCGGCUCCCGUCGGUAAUGCAACAAUGUCGUUUAAAAAACAACUGUAUCGUGAUAGUAUUAAGGUUCAAAUGUAACAGCUCAUACGAGUUAACAUGUUUUGGUAAUGUAGAUUUGUAGAACGAUCGACCACUUCAAUGUAGGCGAGCCCUCAUAUUAAUACAUAGAUUUGAACCUUAAUACUAUCACGAUAGAGUUGCUUUUUAAAGGACAUUGUUGCUUUGCCACGUGGUUAAUACGGGAGCUAAACCGCUCGUAUAAAAGAAACUAUUGCUUUUGUUAAAAGCUUAGGGUCUUAGACGUAAAAAUCAUUUGAGAAAAUUCAUACUACGAGUAUACGCUUAAGUACUUUAUUCGUACUUAUGAAGAUUCAUUGUGUGUACUUGUGUCAAACAACUUGGAGACAAAUGCACAUCUCUCGAGAUCAACACAAUGUCACAGGGGCGGUUUCUUUGUUGUUAUAAUGGAUACAUCACAUGAUUCUUUGUCAAAUUCUUAGAAGUAGUUUGUUUGUUUGUAGUGACAAUUAUUUAACCAAAGCUUUAAUUAUUCCAUUCCAAAUGCUCAAUAUCUUAAUCUCAUAUUUUUAGAAAUUAGUUUUUAACCAUAAAAAACAUAAUGUAAUGAAGUUAUAAACUUAUUAGAGGACUUAUUUUCGUAUAUCUACUUAGGUAUAUGAUACAAAUGUAUUUGGUUUUUAGUUUUGACUCUAUUUUAUUCUUAAAUG